Messenger RNA from Microcebus murinus (gray mouse lemur), 909 nucleotides. It is a transcript of the gene PDCD6, whose product is annotated as programmed cell death 6. Gene Ontology annotation, molecular function: calcium ion binding. NCBI's taxonomy places the organism in Eukaryota, Metazoa, Chordata, Mammalia, Primates, Cheirogaleidae. The record is from RefSeq and is a predicted model, not a curated record.
GAAGUGGCGUAGCGCCAGGCUCUGCCCAGGGCAGAGGCGGAAGCAGAGUCGCCCCAGCGAGUCCUGUUGCCGCCGGCGCUUCAGCCUAGCUGCGCGCCUCGGCCCAUGGCCUCUUACUCCUACCGCCCUGGCCCCGGGGCCGGCCCCGGCCCUACUGCGGGCCCGGCGCUACCGGAUCAGAGCUUCCUGUGGAACGUCUUCCAGAGGGUUGAUAAAGACAGGAGUGGAGUGAUAUCUGACAACGAGCUCCAGCAAGCACUCUCCAAUGGCACGUGGACUCCGUUUAACCCAGUGACUGUUCGGUCUAUCAUAUCUAUGUUUGACCGGGAGAACAAGGCCGGCGUGAACUUCAGCGAGUUCACGGGUGUGUGGAAGUACAUCACGGACUGGCAGAACGUCUUCCGCACCUACGACAGAGAUAACUCCGGCAUGAUCGACAAGAACGAGCUCAAGCAAGCCCUCUCAGGUUUUGGCUACCGGCUCUCAGACCAAUUCCACGACAUCCUCAUCCGGAAGUUCGACAGACAAGGACGAGGGCAGAUUGCCUUUGACGACUUCAUCCAGGGCUGCAUCGUGCUCCAGAGGUUGACGGAUAUAUUCAGACGUUACGACACGGAUCAGGAUGGCUGGAUUCAGGUGUCUUACGAACAGUAUCUGUCCAUGGUCUUCAGUAUCGUACGUUGUCUUUUCGUGAAUAACAACAGCAACGGCUUACAGAAAAAGACCCAAAACGCCAAAUCUCUUACCUUUAAUAGAACGGACAUGGACGCAGUCCUCAUGUCGGCUCCCUGCGUGGGGCAGGCGGCCCUGCCCUGUGGUCUGCCUCAGCCCAGCUCACCGGCAGCGCCUGGCCCAGGCUCCCUGCGAGCAGUUCUGAGGCGGCUCUCAGAGCAGCCACCACAGCGCUGA